This is a messenger RNA of Salvelinus namaycush (lake trout), 487 nucleotides long. Its product is annotated as growth-regulated alpha protein-like. Gene Ontology annotation, biological process: neutrophil chemotaxis; inflammatory response; antimicrobial humoral immune response mediated by antimicrobial peptide. The transcript has 4 exons. Gene Ontology annotation, molecular function: chemokine activity; CXCR chemokine receptor binding. The coding region runs from base 149 to 487 and encodes 112 amino acids. The record is from RefSeq and is a predicted model, not a curated record. Gene Ontology annotation, cellular component: extracellular region. Lineage: Eukaryota; Metazoa; Chordata; Actinopteri; Salmoniformes; Salmonidae.
ACAAGAAGAGCAACUCAGCAAAGAAAAACUGUUGAACUCAGAAAUUCACUGCAACUGAAGAAGAAGAAGAAGACUGCAGCUGGCUUACUGGUAUACCUUCUGAUACAACAGCCACACUGCAACUACAGUCUACAGAGUCAAGAUCAUCAUGAAUACUGCAAUGACUGUUAUUGUUCUUCUGGUCUGCUCAGACGUCAUCUGCAUGAUACAAGGGAGAGGCAUACAAUAUCCUCGGUGCCGCUGUCCUAAAGUACAUGCAGGGGGGGUGAAUAUCAGUUUAAUCAGGACACUGACCUAUUACCCUCCUCGCUCACACUGCUCUAAGGAAGAAGUCAUUGUCACACUAAAAACCGAAGGUUUGCUCUGUCUCGACCCAAAUGGGAACUUUGCCAAAACACUGAUUGAAAGGCAAACCAAAGCAAAUCAACAGCGUCAGAAACAACACUCCAUUGAGACUCUCUCCCCACAUACCACCACUAGCACUUGA